AUGGCAGCUCAAUCAGUACGACCGUUGGAGGGAAAGAACUUUUGUUGCACGGGAAUACCAGCUGAGAGACGCAAGGUUGUGGCCAAGAAGAUUGUCGCCAUGGGCGGCUUUUACCUGGCUGACUUGAUGACAGAUAUUCGGUACCUAAUAGUGGGUCGUCGCGACAGCGAUAAGUUUCGGUUCGUUGUCAAGAACCGAUACGAUGUCAUCUGCCUAGCACCUGACGCCAUUGAUACCGUGUAUAAGUUAUGGCUCGAAGGUGAACCUAAAGAGAGAUUAGACCCGGGGCUUUAUCGACUACCGAUUUUUGAUCAGAUGAAACUUUGUGUGGCACGUAUUGAUGAAAAGCUUAAUCGAAAAGAAUUCAUAGGGCCAGAUAAAUGUUGGAGGAAUACUCUCCAUGAGACCCCGUUCGAGAAGAACGUUAUACAAACGAUGUUGAGGAAAAAUGGGGGUGAGUUCAGCGACGUACUAAGUCAAGAUUUGACCGCAGUUAUCACAACUGAAACCAGAGGCAAGCGCGUAGAGAUGGCCCGAGAAUGGAAGAUUCCUGUGGUGCAUCCAAUUUGGGUCCACGAUUGCGUUGUACGUGGACUCGCCAUACCUUUCAUAUAUUAUAACUUGAACCCAGACAAUGACUACACAAAAGGUUGCAAUGUAUGGUCACUGGUGGUGAAAAGAAAUAGAACGAACAAUAAGGUUUCAACAGCUGUCAAACGAGCGGGAUCGGAUACCGUAUGGAAGCUGUUAAUGAUUUCGAAAUCAUCUAUUCCGAAUUUGGCGCCAGACGCCGAGCCAAAUGUUUGGGGUGAUUCCAACGAAGCUUUUUCGGAACUCGCCGAGGAGGAACCAUCAUCAGAUAUCAUUACACCAGCACCCAAACGAAGGCAAACAUCCACCAAAUCAAGGCUUUUUCAAGAUUUGGCAUUUGCUUCUUUAGGAUUCACCAAUGAUAAAAAGAAGAUGCUUUCUAAGGUACUCGCAGCUAAUGACGGCCGUUUAGUCACACCAAAAGAUGCUCAAACAACCCACGUCGUUGUUCCAUGGGAGGAUGGGUCUCAAGCGGCCUUGGCUUUGAAACUUCUACCCAAUGAGUUGCAACAGCGUAUCACCUCAGGUGAAGUAAAAGUUGUCUCGGAUUGGUUUCUUGAAAGAAGCAUUUACAACAAGCAAUUACAAUACGACUGUUGGAGCGAACCUUUGCAAGGCAUGAAAAAGCUCAAUGCCGAAAUCUUAGGGCGUCGUUUGAAAGUUUGCAUUUCUGGAUUCACAGGAAUUGAAUUAUUGCACGUUGGAAGUUUAUUGCGCAAACUUAACUUUGAAUUCGAAGAGUCACUUACGAAAAGCCGAGAUCUACUAAUUGUGAAUGUCAAUGUAUUCGAAAAUUCGAACGCUUUGAGUAAAGAGCUCUUAUCUCAAACACCCAAAGAAAUUAUAAAAUGUCCUUAUUCCAUUCUGGUUUCGAAACUUUCAACUACCAACAAAAUAAAGUUUGCGAAAAGCAACCAAAUUCCCGUUGUGUCGCUAAAGUUCUUGUGGGAGAUGUUGGCUUUGAGCGCCGAACUGAGUAAACCGUACUUAAGAUUUCCUGAACUCAGUGACCUGCGGUGGUGUGUAUACAUGCCCACUCAACCCAAUGCAAUAACUGAAUACACCACUCGAAUGGGGCAAGCGCAUGACCUGCUAAGCGAAUCACCUGUGAAAUACCCAUCUCCUCGCAAAUCCUCCUCAAUUGCCUCAGGCAAGAUUACAGGCUCCUCAGGUAUGCCCAUAAGCAUAACGGCCACACCGUCACAUCACCCUACUUCAGAGAGUUCUGGGGACGAGGGAAUAGUGUAUUUAGACGAAGGUCGUUCUUAA
This is a messenger RNA of Diutina rugosa, 1860 nucleotides long. RefSeq names its product protein kinase activating protein. Lineage: Eukaryota; Fungi; Ascomycota; Pichiomycetes; Serinales; Debaryomycetaceae. The record is from RefSeq and is a predicted model, not a curated record. The transcript has a single exon. Bases 1 to 1860 code for a protein of 619 amino acids. Gene Ontology annotation, biological process: mitotic G2 DNA damage checkpoint signaling; DNA replication initiation; mitotic DNA replication checkpoint signaling.